UCCAACCUCUUCUGCCUGGCUGAUCUAACUGGGAUUAAAUGGAAGCGAUAUGUAUGGCAGGGUCCAACAUCUGCCCCGAUUCUCUUUCCGGUCACGGAAGAGGACCCUAUUUUGAGCAGUUUCAGUCGCUGUCUGAAGGCGGAUGUACUCAGUGUUUGGCGCCGAGACCAGAGACCUGGACGCAGGGAGCUAUGGAUAUUUUGGUGGGGUGAUGACCCCAACUUUGCUGACCUUAUUCAUCAUGAUCUCUCAGAAGAAGAAGAUGGUAUUUGGGAGAAUGGACUUUCUUAUGAAUGUCGCACUCUACUUUUCAAAGCCGUUCACAACCUGCUGGAGAGGUGUUUAAUGAAUCGGAAUUUUGUACGCAUUGGGAAAUGGUUUGUGAAGCCUUAUGAGAAAGAUGAAAAACCUAUAAACAAAAGCGAGCACUUGUCCUGCUCAUUCACCUUCUUCUUACAUGGAGAUAGCAAUGUUUGCACCAGUGUGGAAAUCAGUCAGCAUCAACCUGUGUACCUGCUUAGUGAAGAGCACCUCACUCUUGCCCAGCAGUCUAACAGCCCUUUUCAAGUUAUUCUAAGCCCCUUUGGAUUAAAUGGCACGCUCACAGGGCAGUCAUUCAAGCUUUCAGAUUCAUCGACGAAAAAGCUUAUUGGUGAAUGGAAACAAUUCUAUCCUGUCACGUCUAACCUAAAGGAGGGAUCUGAGGAAAAACAAGAAGAAAUGGAUUGGGAGGAUGAUUCUUUAGCUGCUGUUGAAGUCCUUGUUGCUGGUGUGCGAAUGGUAUACCCAGCAUGCUUCGUUCUAGUUCCUCAGACAGACAUCCCUGCUCCUAGCACCGUAGGGGCAUCGCACUGUUCAACCACUUGCUUGGGUGUCCACCAAGUGCCUGCUUCCACAAGAGAUCCUGCCAUGUCUUCAGUAACUCUGACUCCACCCACAUCCCCAGAGGAAGUUCAAACAGUUGAUGCUCAAUCUGCCCAGAAAUGGGUGAAGUUUUCUUCAGUUUCUGAUGGAUUUAUCUCUGACAGUACUAGCCAUCAUGGUGGCAAAAUACCUAGGAAGCUAGCCAAUCAAGUGGUGGACAGAGUUUGGCAAGAAUGCAAUAUGAACAGAGCACAGAACAAGAGGAAGUAUUCUGCUACAUCAAAUGGCUUGUGUGAUGAAGAGACAGCUGACAAGGUAGCAUCCUGGGAUUUUGUUGAAGCCACGCAGAGGACAAAUUGCAAUUGUUCAAGGCACAAAAAUCUCAAACCAAGAAAUUCAGGUCAACAGGGGCAGGCACCACCUGUGGGCCAACAACAGCAAGCAGCUCCAAAGCACAAGACAAAUGAGAAGCAAGACAAAGGGGAUAAGCCACAAAAACGCCCUUUGACUCCUUUUCAUCAUCGUGUAUCUAUCAGUGAUGAUGUUGCCAUGGAGGCAGAUUCAGCGAGUCAGAGGCUUGUGAUGACUGCACCAGACAGUCAAGUGAGAUUUUCAAAUAUCCGAACUAAUGAUGUAGCAAAGACUCCUCAGAUGCAUAAUGCUGAAAUGGCAAAUUCACCUCAGCCACCACCACUUAGUCCUCACCCGUGUGAUGUAGUUGAUGAAGGGGUAGCUAAAGCUCCUUCUACUCCUCAGAGUCAGCAUUUCUACCAGAUGCCAACACCAGACCCCUUGGUUCCCACAAAAACAAUGGAAGACAGACUCGAUGGCUUGUCUCAGCCUUUUCCAGCUCAAUUUCCUGAAGUUAUAGAGCCUACAAUGUAUGUUGGUACUGCAGUGAAUUUGGAGGAAGACGAGGCUGAUGCUACUUGGAAGUAUUAUAAAGUUCCAAAGAAAAAGGAUGUGGAAUUUUUACCACCUCAGCUUCCAAAUGAUAAGUUGAGAGAUGAUCCAGUAAUACCUGCUGGACAGGAAAACGUAACGUCAGUUACAGAAUUAAUGGUGCAAUGUAGGAAACCUUUAAAGGUUUCAGAUGAACUGGUGCAGCAGUAUCAGAGUAAAAACCAAUACCUAGCAGCAGUAGCGAUGGAAGCUGACCAGGAACCUGAAAUCGAUCCUUAUGCCUUCGUUGAUGGUGAUGUGGAAUUCUUAUUUCCUGAUAGUAAAAAAGAUAGGCAGAACAUUGAGAGGGAAGCUGGGAAGAAACACAAGGCUGAGGAUGGGACAUCUGGUGUUACAGUUUUAUCCCAUGAAGGAGAGGAUGCGAUGUCUCUAUUUAGUCCUUCUGUCAAGCAAGAUGCCCAACGUAUUGCUGCUCAUGCUCGCACUGCAUCAACUAGCCUGUUCCAUGAAACAGACUUAGUGGUCUCUUACACUGACCUUGACAAUCUCUUCAAUUCUGAUGAAGAUGAACUAACACCUGGAUCUAAAAGAACAGUGAAUGGUGCUGAUGACAAAUCCAACUGCAAAGAGGCAAAAGCAGGAAAUCUAGACCCACUGUCAUGCAUAAGCACUGCAGAUCUCCAUAAAAUGUAUCCAACUCCACCCUCAUUGGAACAACAUAUUAUGGGAUUUUCUCCAAUGAACAUGAAUAAUAAAGAAUAUGGCAGUAUGGACACUACACUUGGAGGAACAGUACUUGAAGGGAAUAGCUCUAGUGUGGGAGCUCAGUUCAGAAUUGAAGUAGAUGAGGGUUUCUGCAGCCCCAAACCUGCUGAAAUAAAGGAUUAUUCUUAUGUUUAUAAACCUGAGAAUUGUCAAGCUUUAGUGGGAUGUUCCAUGUUUGCGCCACUGAAGACUCUUCCCAGCCAGUGUCUUCCUCCCAUCAAACUGCCAGAAGAAUGCAUUUAUCGCCAGAGUUGGACUGUGGGGAAGUUGGAUUUACUUCCCCCGGGACCUGCCAUGCCAUUCAUCAAAGAUGGUGAUGGAAGCACUAUGGAUCAAGAGUAUGGCCCUGCAUACACGCCGCAAACUCAUACUCCGUUUGGGAUGCCACCAAGUAGUGCACCUCCCAGUAACAGUGGAGCUGGAAUUCUUCCCUCUCCUUCCACCCCUCGUUUCCCAACUCCUAGAACACCGAGGACUCCUCGAACACCUCGUGGAGCUGGUGGACCUGCAAGUGCACAGGGUUCAGUCAAAUAUGAGAACUCCGAUUUAUACUCACCAGCUUCCACACCAUCAACAUGCAGACCGCUUAAUUCUGUUGAACCUGCAACUGUGCCUUCCAUUCCAGAGGCACACAGUCUUUAUGUGAAUCUCAUCCUCUCAGAGUCUGUAAUGAAUCUCUUCAAAGACUGUAACUUUGACAGCUGCUGCAUAUGUGUUUGCAAUAUGAACAUCAAAGGUGCUGAUGUUGGAGUUUACAUUCCUGAUCCAACACAAGAGGCCCAGUAUAGAUGUACCUGUGGUUUCAGUGCUGUUAUGAAUAGAAAAUUUGGCAACAGUUCUGGACUGUUCCUUGAAGAUGAAUUGGAUAUCCUAGGACGUAAUACAGAGUGUGGCAAAGAAGCAGAAAAACGCUUUGAAGCUCUCAGAGCUACUUCUAUUGAACAUGGCAGUGGAGGACUGAAAGAACCUGACAAACUGCCCGAUGAGUUAAUACUGUUGCUGCAGGAUCAAUGCACCAACUUGUUCUCACCGUUUGGAGCAGCAGAUCAAGAUUCCAUUCCUAAAGUUGGUGCAGUUAGCAACCUGGUACGUGUUGAAGAAAGGGAUUGUUGCAAUGACUGCUACUUAGCCUUGGAACAUGGACGGCAGUUCAUGGACAAUAUGUCAGGAGGGAAGGUUGAUGAAGCACUUGUGAAAACUACUUGCUUACACCACUGGUCAAAAAGAAACGUUGUGGAUGUGAGCAUGCAGUGUUCCCAGGACAUCCUUCGUAUGCUCCUCUCGCUCCAGCCAGUACUUCAGGACGCAAUUCAGAAAAAGCGAACGGUCCGGUCUUGGGGUGUGCAAGGUCCCCUCACAUGGCAACAGUUUCACAAAAUGGCUGGCAGAGGCUCUUACGGAACUGAUGAGUCCCCAGAACCACUGCCAAUCCCAACAUUUUUGUUGGGAUAUGAUUAUGACUUUCUGGUGCUGUCUCCAUUUGCACUGCCGUAUUGGGAGAGGCUGAUGUUGGAACCUUACGGAUCUCAAAGAGAUGUUGCUUAUGUUGUGGUGUGCCCUGAGAAUGAGGCUCUGCUCAACGGAGCAAGAAGCUUCUUUAGGGAUCUGACUGCAAUAUACGAGUCAUGCAGGCUUGGUCAACACAGACCUAUCUGUAAGUUAUUGCCUGAUGGGAUCAUGAGAGUUGGACCUACUGCUUCAAAGAAACUUUCUGAGAAGCUGGUCACAGAAUGGUUCUCACAGACAGCUAAUGCCAACAAUGAAGCAUUUUCCAAACUCAAACUAUAUGCACAAGUUUGCAGAUAUGAGCUGGGUCCUUAUCUUGCUUCUCAGCCUUUGGACAAUUCUUUACUUUCCCAAACAAAUCUGGUCCCUCCCUCCAGCCAGCCAGCCUCUGCUCUGCCCUCAGUGACAGCUAACACUGGAAAUCCUAACACUCCGUCGUCUGCUCCUGCAGCUCCCACCAGUAGUACUAUGACAGUGACAUCAAACAGUGCCAUGUCUUCUGCAGCUACUACAGCUAAUUCAACGUUGACUACCACUGCCCCAUCCUCCUCUUCUGCCAGUAUAGGCAGUGGGAUACCAACAAGCAAGCCUUCUUCAUUUCCACCUUUUAGCAGUAUGAACAAUACCACUUCUGCCUCCCUGCCCACUCAGGCUGCAGCAGUCCAAAAUGGGCAAACAGGAGGACAGCAGCAACAGCCAACACUGCAGACGGCAGGGAUGGCUGGAGAUACUACUUCAGCACCUGCACAGCCCCAUCCAGAGGUUUCUGAAAGCACUAUGGAUCGUGAUAAAGUUGGAGUCCCUACAGAUGGAGAUUCACAUGCUAUCACCUAUCCACCUGCAAUUGUAGUUUACAUAAUUGAUCCUUUUACAUAUGAAAAAAAGGAUGAGAACAGUAGCUCAUCUAGUUUGUGGACUCUUGGACUUCUGCGCUGCUUUUUAGAGAUGGUUCAGGUUCUUCCUCCUCACAUCAAGAAUAUAAUUUCUGUGCAGAUUGUCCCAUGUCAGUACCUUCUACAACCUGUGAAACACGAAGACCGUCAGAUUUACACUCAGCAUUUAAAAUCCUUGGCAUUUUCAGCUUUUACUCAGUGUCGGAGACCUCUUCCAACUUCCACCAACGUGAAAACAUUAACUGGCUUUGGCCCAGGUUUAGCCAUGGAAACUGCUCUUAAGAGCCCUGAUAGACCCGAGUGUAUUCGACUAUACACCCCUCCUUUUAUACUGGCUCCUGUAAAGGACAAGCAAACAGAACUAGGAGAAACUUUUGGAGAAGCUGGCCAGAAGUAUAACGUACUUUUUGUAGGCUAUUGUUUAUCUCACGAUCAAAGAUGGCUUCUUGCAUCCUGUACAGAUCUCUAUGGAGAACAGUUAGAAACUUGCAUAAUUAAUAUUGAUGUACCAAACAGAGCUCGCAGGAAAAAGGGUUCUGCCCGCAGACUUGGUCUUCAAAAACUCUGGGAAUGGUGCCUGGGACUUGUGCAGAUGAGCUCUUUGCCAUGGAGAGUUGUAAUAGGCCGUUUGGGAAGAAUAGGACAUGGGGAAUUAAAAGACUGGAGUUGUUUGCUGAGUCGCCGAAACCUUCAGUCCCUUAGUAAGAGACUAAAAGACAUGUGCAGAAUGUGUGGUAUCUCUGCUGCAGACUCUCCCAGCAUUCUCAGUGCUUGUUUGGUUGCAAUGGAACCACAGGGGUCCUUCAUUAUUAUGCCAGAUUCUGUAUCGACUGGCUCGGUAUUUGGACGCAGCACCACUUUAAAUAUGCAGACGUCUCAGCUGAAUACCCCACAGGACACAUCGUGCACUCAUAUACUUGUGUUUCCCACAUCUGCAUCUGUGCAAGUAGCGUCGUCAACUUACACCACUGAAAACUUGGAUCUGGCCUUUAACACAAACAAUGAUGGAGCAGAUGGAAUGGGAAUCUUUGACUUGUUAGACACUGGAGAUGAUCUUGAUCCUGAUAUUAUAAAUAUUCUUCCUGCAUCCCCUACUGGAUCCCCUGUACAUUCUCCAGGGUCCCACUACCCCCAUGGAGGUGAUAUGGGCAAGGGUCAAGGUACAGAUCGAUUGCUUUCAACAGAAUCUCAUGAUGAAGUAACAAAUAUACUGCAGCAGCCAUUGGCCCUUGGUUAUUUUGUGUCAACUGCCAAAGCAGGUCCAUUGCCUGACUGGUUUUGGUCAGCGUGUCCUCAAGCACAAAAUCAGUGUCCGUUGUUUCUUAAGGCCUCUUUGCACCUCCACGUGCCUUCAGUGCAAUCAGACGAGCUACUCCACAGUAAACACUCCCAUCCACUUGAUUCUAAUCAAACUUCUGAUGUGCUCAGGUUUGUUCUGGAACAGUACAAUGCACUCUCCUGGCUAACCUGUGAUCCUGCAACCCAGGACAGACGGUCAUGUCUCCCAAUUCAUUUUGUGGUGCUGAAUCAGUUGUAUAACUUUAUCAUGAAUAUGCUGUGAUCUUCAUCUGAAUUUUGCAAGACAAAAAUGAGGAAAAGGGAUAUUUCACUGCAGGACUAAGUUAUCAUUCUUCUCAGUGCAAGUUGUUUGCAAUGGGGUAUGAAUCUUAUUACUUCCAGCAAAUAUUGUUUUGACUUGUGAGAGGGGCACCUAUUGCCCUACUGUCUUUGAGUCACCGACUAUGGGGGACGCUUUAGAAUGAUGAUCAGAAAGUGUAUUAUAACAUUUUUAGUAGCAAAAUUAACCAUUUUUCCCCAGCCACAGUAUUUGUGAAGAGUAAUGAGCCAUAGUACCCAGUCAUGGUUAAUGAAUAUUAAAAGCAUGGAGACGAGAAGAAACAUGAGGAACAAUAAGUUUCAACCUAUGGCUUCGGAACAUCAAGAUGUUCUUGUAUUGGAUUAUAGUACCUAGUAUUCAAAAAUGCCUGCAUCUCUUAUUUAUUGUAAGUUUUUAAAUGUAUAAAUUGUCUUAUAUUUCUUAACCUCUUUUAUAAAAAUUUUCCUAGAAGGUUUAUACUGCCUUCUUGCUUUAAAGCAAUUGGUCUAA
Molecule: messenger RNA, 7038 nt
Organism: Phaethon lepturus (White-tailed tropicbird)
Lineage: Eukaryota; Metazoa; Chordata; Aves; Phaethontiformes; Phaethontidae
Gene: MED13
Product: mediator complex subunit 13
Exons: 30
Biological process (GO): regulation of transcription by RNA polymerase II
Cellular component (GO): mediator complex
Molecular function (GO): transcription coregulator activity
Source: RefSeq, a predicted model, not a curated record